GCGGUUGAGGGCGGGACCCAGCCAGGCCGCCAUUUUGUGAGUCUAUAUAACACGUAGCCGUUGGGUCCGCUCCUGCUACUCCGGCGCCUGCACUCCCCUUUUCCCUUCGGGUCGCCUUCGUGUGCCAUGGACGGCAUUGUCCCAGAUAUAACAGUUGGUACAAAGCGGGGAUCUGACGAACUUUUCUCUACUUGUGUCACUAACGGACCUUUUAUCAUGAGCAGCAACUCUGCUUCUGCAGCCAAUGGAAAUGACAGCAAAAAAUUCAAAGGUGACACCAGAAGUCCAGGAGUUCCAUCACGAGUGAUCCACAUCCGUAAACUGCCCAGUGACGUCACGGAGGCUGAAGUUAUUUCCUUGGGGCUUCCAUUUGGCAAGGUCACAAACCUCCUGAUGCUCAAAGGGAAGAAUCAGGCUUUCAUAGAAAUGAAUACAGAGGAAGCUGCUAAUACCAUGGUGAACUACUACACCACAAUCGCCCCUGUGCUCCGCAGCCAGUCCAUCUACAUCCAGUUCUCCAACCACAAAGAGCUUAAGACAGAUAACUCUCCAAACCAGGCACGUGCUCAAGCAGCCCUUCAAGCAGUAAAUUCAGUUCAGUCUGGAAACUUGGCACUCUCUGCCUCGGCCGCAGCUGUGGAUGCUGGCAUGGCCAUGGCUGGCCAGAGCCCAGUCCUGAGAAUCAUUGUGGAAAACCUCUUCUACCCUGUCACCUUGGAUGUCCUUCAUCAGAUUUUCUCCAAGUUCGGCACCGUACUGAAAAUCAUCACCUUCACAAAGAACAACCAGUUCCAAGCCCUCCUGCAGUAUGCAGACCCCAUGAGUGCCCAGCAUGCCAAGUUGUCUCUCGAUGGACAGAACAUAUACAAUGCCUGCUGCACCCUCCGCAUUGACUUCUCCAAGCUCACGAGCCUUAAUGUGAAGUACAACAAUGACAAAAGCAGAGACUAUACUCGGCCAGACCUGCCCUCCGGAGAUAGCCAGCCUUCCCUUGACCAGACUAUGGCAGCUGCUUUUGGUGCUCCAGGGAUCAUUUCAGCCUCUCCUUAUACAGGAGCUGGCUUCCCUCCUGCUUUUGCAAUUCCUCAAGCUGCAGGCCUCUCAGUUCCAAAUGUACAUGGAGCGCUUGCUCCUUUGGCUAUCCCAGCAGCUGCAGCUGCCACAGGACGGAUUGCUAUUCCUGGCCUUUCUGGGGCAGGGAACUCCGUUCUGCUGGUUAGCAAUUUGAACCCUGAGAGAGUUACGCCCCAAUGCCUCUUUAUUCUUUUCGGGGUCUAUGGUGAUGUGCAAAGAGUGAAGAUCUUGUUCAAUAAGAAGGAAAAUGCCUUGGUUCAGAUGGCGGAUGGCAAUCAAGCCCAGCUGGCCAUGAGCCACCUCAACGGUCAGAAGUUGCACGGGAAACCCAUCCGGAUCACUCUGUCAAAACACCAGACAGUGCAGCUGCCUCGUGAGGGGCAGGAAGACCAAGGGCUGACCAAGGAUUAUGGCAAUUCCCCCCUCCAUCGUUUCAAGAAGCCUGGUUCCAAGAACUUCCAAAAUAUUUUUCCCCCUUCUGCCACCCUUCACCUCUCCAACAUUCCGCCUUCAAUCAUUGAAGAAGAUCUCAAGCUGCUGUUCUCGAGCAAUGGUGGCAUUGUGAAAGGCUUCAAAUUCUUCCAGAGAGAUCGUAAAAUGGCUCUCAUUCAGAUGGGGUCUGUGGAAGAAGCCAUCCAGUCCCUCAUUGACCUCCAUAACCAUGACCUCGGUGAGAACCACCACUUGCGUGUGUCCUUUUCGAAGUCUACCAUUUAAGCGCUUUGGAAAAGCAGGCAGCAGAAUGGACCUGACUGAAAAACAAAAACAGACAUCAACCACCAUCUCCACCCUUCUCCAUGGGCUCAGCCUUGCUUCUUGGUUUUUUAAAAAGGGCUGGUCCACCUUAUCCGGGUGGGACAAACUUCCAUCAUUCCAGGGGGAAAAAGCCACUUUAAAAAAAGAGCAUGAGAGAAAGAAUGCAGCUGAAGUGACCUUAAAAGACAACAGAUUCUAUUUUAUUUUUAAGGAGGAAAGCAGUUUUUAAAAAGCAAUUUUUAAAAAUCAGAUUUUAAUUUAGCUGCUAUGGUAAUAAGAAUCUUUGACCAGCAAAAAAAAGCAAACAAAAUCAUAAGCUGAAAAAGAGUUUACAUUGUUGUUGGGAAGCAUCUCUGAGAGUCCCUUGCCUACCCUGGCCACACUGAGACAAAAGACACUGCCUGCCCUCCCCUACUAUAGAAAGCUUAUCAGCUUUGCAGUGAUGCCUUGUGUGUCUCUCAGCUUUGGGAGAGACUGCCCCAAACUGUUUGGUUUGUUUUCAGCAUCAGGUAUGAAUUCUCCCAAACACCAAGCAGCCUUCUUGAAUGGGAAGGCAGGGGGAAAUUGCCUUUUCCUAAGCCUUGCAUCCAAUAACCUCUGGUGCCUUAGAAACAAAAUAAUUCCUCAUGAAGAAGUCACUGGGAAAGUUAAAAAGGGCUCGGAGAUGUCAGAGGUCAUAUUGCGUGGCAGAGGAGGAGAGUGGAUACCAUUCAUUAGCUGUUGUCUCAAGAGCAGGGAAAAGAACUCCAUUUGUGGCCUCUUCAUUUGCUCCAAAUAAAACGUGCUUUUAGCCCAGAAUUAACUUCCUCAGUGCCCACUCCCAGCAGGACGUUGAUUAAGAAUACUUGAUUAAAAACACAUGCAUUUGAGCUCAUGUUAAUGGGCGGGUGCAUGGGGCGGGUGGCAAGGAGAAGACUCCUUAUCCCGUGCAUCAACAUUUCGCUUUCAGUCUUGUAGGGUUCUCCAUUUUACAGAAGUAAUCCCAGACUGUGGAAACUGAAACUUAAAUGUAAACUUAAAACAGGAGUGUCUGAAUUGGGUGGAUCUGAGAUUACCUAUUUUGAGCCCACACUUGAAGGGUUGGUUUAAGGUGCCUUGUGUUACCUUCCCUCCUGAUUUCAUCAUCAAAACCAGCAUCUCUCGUAACUAGCAGCCUUCAGCUUUUUAUUUUAAUCCCUUUUUAUUAGGUUUUUCUUUUGUUACAUGCAGUCUGUCUUUGCCUAGCUGUAUUUCCAGUUGACCAAAUAUUCUAAUGGAUUCAUAAAUAUAUUUAUAUAUGCAAAAGGCAAUAGCAUAACUUUUGUUAUAGAUAAGAUGGUAUAUAUUAGAUAAAUAUAUCUAAACUUACUCUUCUAUUACUUUUGUAUUCUGUACUUUUAUAAUUUUGUUUGUAAGCUGGAAAACCAGCCAUUUAGUUUUAUCAAGAUGAGGUAAUGGCUGAAAAGUUAAUGUUAUACUUUGAAGAGAACAAAAAAUGAAGUAGCAGACAUCAGUUGCUUCAAAUGAAAGGGACCUGAAUUAAAAGGGUCAUAUUACUUUAAUAAUCCAAGCUUAGAAUAAUUUAAUUAAUUCUUUGUUACUUUUUUUCAUUAUUAGUACUUAUAUCACCAUUCCUUUCUGGCCUCCAACUUUUCCAUUCUGAUCUGCUUUCUUUAUAUUCCAAUGUUGCCUUACUAUUUUCCUGUCGCUCACAUGAGAUUUCUAAGAUAACCAGAAUCUUGUACUUAAUAUCAGGGUUUCAAAUUGUGGACCAAAGUUGUUAUUUUGUUUUUCUUCAAUGUAUGUGGUGGUGUCUCAAGUCACUUGCAUUCCCUGUUGUUUCACAGGAGCUGUCGACUUGCAUUUGUCACUUGAGUUAUUUUAUUUUUUUUGAAGUCUUAAUCCUUUUUUUCUUUUUCCAAAAUAUAAACCCUCCCUAGUUAUCAAUGGGGGGGGAUGCAAUCUAUGCUGGAGGAAUGUGUGACAGCUUGAAUGAAAGGGUUUCUGCUUGGGUUGCCAGUGCAAGACAAGGAGUCAUCCUGCCUUGGGCCACAAAUAUCGCCCUCCUGGAAAGCAAAGCAGAAGGUAUCUGCAGAGGAACCUCGCCUGAACGGUGAGAAUGCCCUUUCACACAAUCAGUUGGUGCUAGCGUUUGUGCCCAAGGUGAGCCGCUUGCUUGCCCAGGGCUGGUGGGCACUGCCCUCUCUUCUGAGUCUUUGGGGUCAGGGUAGAGCAGCUGGUCCCCUGCAAGUGAUCUACCAUUUGCAUUUUGAGAAAAGGGGAUUGUGCCAGUCACCCAUCCUCUGAUAGCAUGCCUUAACUAUUCUAAAAGCCUCUGUGUAAUAUUGAGAGGCAGAGAGUGGUUUCCCAGAGCUGCCUUGCAUUCUGCAGGACAAAAUUUCCCAUAUCUCCACCCACUUCAUAAAAAAGCAAGAUGGAGUCUCUCCUGGAGUAUAGGAGGUCCCAUCUUGGUCUCUGAAGUUAGAUGGUAUCCAUGGCACCCAACAGUUGCACAUUAAAUCCUAAUGGAACCUGGGUUAGAAUGGUCUUAAGUUUAACUUUUUAAAAAUAUUUGACAUGCCCCUCUUGGGGUCGGGAUAUUCCUUGGAACACAGCCUCUCUUAGCUGGCCUUUUCAAUGCCUUGCAAUCUGUCAGCAAGACUUUCUGUUAACAGUGUGUUUCGGUGUAUUGUUUUUUGUUUUGUUUUUUCCCAACCAUGGCACACGGGGCACACUGCAUUGAAUUGGGAGAGAGGAGUUUCACCUUUCCUUUUGAUCCUGUGUUUUGUUUUUUGCAUGUAAAUGUAAGUACAGUAAUGAGAAAAAAGGUGUAAAUAUUUAUACUUUUUUAUACCUGUUGUAAGACAUGAGAGGGUAGCAGAACCCAAGUUUUUAUGGCAAAACAGAUGUAUUGUAUAUUUUGAUAACCAGCUAUUACAGGUUCAGUAUUGUGGGGGUAAGGCAUGGGAGGGUGACCGUACACAUCAGAAAUUCCAAUGCCUGGCUUAAAAAUGUAAUGCAAAAAAAGAAAAAUGAAAUUAAAACUAUUUUAUAACAGACUGUAGUACCUUUUUCUGUAGCCUUUAGUGAUUUGCUUGUUUAGAUUGUAGAAAGCAGUCAAUGGCUGUUCUGUAUUUGUUUUUAUUUUUUGACUUUCAAUAAAUGUCUUCUGUAUUCUUUG
Sceloporus undulatus (fence lizard) is the source of this 4990-nucleotide messenger RNA. RefSeq names its product polypyrimidine tract binding protein 1 (gene PTBP1). NCBI's taxonomy places the organism in Eukaryota, Metazoa, Chordata, Lepidosauria, Squamata, Phrynosomatidae. The record is from RefSeq and is a predicted model, not a curated record. The transcript is spliced from 15 exons. Gene Ontology annotation, molecular function: mRNA binding. Gene Ontology annotation, biological process: mRNA processing; regulation of RNA splicing; regulation of cell differentiation. Bases 127 to 1791 code for a protein of 554 amino acids. Gene Ontology annotation, cellular component: nucleus.